AUGGACGCCACUCAACUCGCUCGCUGGACGCGCUUCGCAGCAAAGGGCGGCAUCGGGCGUGGUACAGCCCUGAGAGACUGCGUUGCAGAGGGGCCUGAGGACCUCAUGUUCAUGCAGGGGGACGAGGUGGUCGUUUUGAUGAGUGUGGCUGAGGGCAAGUAUCUGGGCUACUGUGAAGGCGUCGUCGGCCACUUCCAGAUGACCGACGUGAACCUACACGGCAAGCUCAAAAAAGCAAUCUUCACACGUCGCUCUACC
Molecule: messenger RNA, 258 nt
Organism: Dacryopinax primogenitus
Lineage: Eukaryota; Fungi; Basidiomycota; Dacrymycetes; Dacrymycetales; Dacrymycetaceae
Exons: 2
Molecular function (GO): protein binding
Source: RefSeq, a predicted model, not a curated record